Prorocentrum cordatum is the source of this 1027-nucleotide messenger RNA. The record is from the annotation of a GenBank genome assembly. NCBI's taxonomy places the organism in Eukaryota, Dinophyceae, Prorocentrales, Prorocentraceae.
UGUGUGUGUAUGUGUGGCUCACCAAACUGGGGCCUCAGUCAGGGCUUGGUCAGCAGGGUGGUUGGGAAGCUGGCCUUUUCACGGCCAUCCUUUUGCAUUCGAGGGCCGAGGUUCAUCGAUGUUCUGCCGCUUUGUAUCGAGAUUCCUUGAAGAGUGGUAUUGGUACCUUCAGCUUCACUUCAGAUGCGUCAUUGUGGACCUCCUCAUGCCCCUCCUCCGCCUCCCCUCUUCCUGCUGGUCAGCCAGAUCAUGUUCGCAGGGGCGCAUUCCGUUGCCCCUCGUGGGUGCCAGCCGUGCUCUCCUCCCCAGAUGAAGGUGUCCGACGGCAAGGUCCAGUUCUGGGCGCGGACCUCCCUGCCAGCCCCCGACACUUGGGAGCGAUGCUGGCACGCCGAGACCGACCUGCCAAGCUCCUUCGUCGACGACAGGCCCGUGAACCCGUUCAGCCGGAGCGUGCCGGUGCUGGGCAUGAAGCCCGCGAAGGAGCCCGGCGACCGGUUCGAGCUGAACCUGUCGCCCACGGAGCAGGUGCGCUUCUCCGUGGAGAACAGGUCACGACUCCGGUCGAUUCUGCUGGAGGACCGGGGUGGCGGCUCCGGGGGCGGCGGCGGCCACGACGUGGUGGUGACGGUCACGAAGUGGGCCACGGCGCCGCUGGGCAAAGGCACGUUCGACCCCGCGAGCCUGGGCUGCGCCGACCUGCACGUGCCCGGCCGCGAGGUGAACCGCUGGCUCGAGCGCUGGGCGCUGCUGCGGGUGUUCCUUCCCGGCCCGCCGAGCGGCGGGAAGGACCCCGACCCCGCCAGACUGCUGCAGGGCGCCUCCGGGGCCAAGGAGCUGCCGGAGCUGUACGCCGUGUGAGCGCUCCCGGCGGCGCAGCUCGCCGACUAGCCGGCGGCGCUGCGCCAGCGGGCCGCGGCCUGCGCGCGGGCGGCGCAGGCUGCAUGCAUGCUGGCUGCGCGCGCGGCAGCGCGGACCCCCGCGGCAGCCCCGAUAGAUAGCCGCCUGGAGCCCCCGGCGCAGCAAA